AUAUCUAAUCUAUGGUUGAAUUUGCUCUUAAUUAAUUCACAACGGUUAACCGCCAUAUUGAUUCUCUUCAUUAUCCAAUCAAAAAAAUGUUUCUCGUUUUUUUUUUAUAAUGGCAUUAUUUUAUAUGACGCACAUUGUAAAUAGCUUAUAACAUUGGUACUUAAUUGAUUUACUAUGAUGUUUUGGCGAAAUAAAGAUUUUACAGCAUAUAAAGUGAUUAAACAGCAUAUAACAAAUUAGCAAGAAAAUAAUGUUUAUGAAUUGCUAAUAAAUACGCUUAAGAUAUUGAUUCAUUAUUUUUUUAUUUUUUAUCCUAAAUAAUGUAAUCUCUCUCCUUUUAUUUAUUUUUUUUAUUUAUGUUUGCUUUUAACUUAGUUUCACUUUCAAUUAUUACUAGUAUUAUAAUUAAUUAUUUUAGAUUCAAUUAAUAAUAUUGAGAAUCAUAAUAAAAUAGUGAAAACGUCAAGAACAAAAUCUCAAAGAAAGAAAUAAAAAAUAUAUUUGAUAUUAAGUCUUCUCUAUCUAUUCAUACUAAAAUUAAAUCAAAACAUAUAUCGUUAAAUAAUCUUUUAAAAAGAAAACUUUAAAAAAAUAAAAAAAUUGCACAUUGAAAAGUUGAAUUUGAAAAAAAAUAAAAAGAAAUAUCCAGCAACAUAAGGCGCUACUAUCGUUCGUUACCAAUCUAUUUCUUUUCAUCUGAAACUUCCGCUUCCGAAAACUUAAGACUAAGUCACUGAAUUAUACGGAAGAAUGGCAAAGUCUAAGAAUCAUACUAAUCAUAAUCAAAAUCGUAAAGCUCACCGUAAUGGUAUCAAAAAACCAAAACGUUAUAGGCAUGAAUCUACACUUGGUAUGGAUCUCAAAUUCUUAAGAAAUCAACGUUUUGCCAAAAAACAUAAUCUAAAACCCAAAGAACAAUUAAAAAGGGCAGAGAAACGUAAAGCUCUUCGUGAAGCUAAAAAAUAAUUCUUUUUUUAAUAUCAAUGAUUUUAUUGUAAUAAAAAUUUAAAAAAUGAA
This is a messenger RNA of Apis mellifera (honey bee), 1017 nucleotides long. It is a transcript of the gene RpL29, whose product is annotated as 60S ribosomal protein L29. The transcript is spliced from 5 exons. The coding region runs from base 751 to 966 and encodes 71 amino acids. NCBI's taxonomy places the organism in Eukaryota, Metazoa, Arthropoda, Insecta, Hymenoptera, Apidae. Gene Ontology annotation, cellular component: ribosome; cytosolic large ribosomal subunit. Gene Ontology annotation, molecular function: structural constituent of ribosome. Gene Ontology annotation, biological process: cytoplasmic translation. The record is from RefSeq and is a predicted model, not a curated record.